Molecule: messenger RNA, 567 nt
Organism: Glarea lozoyensis ATCC 20868
Lineage: Eukaryota; Fungi; Ascomycota; Leotiomycetes; Helotiales; Helotiaceae
Product: Thioredoxin-like protein
Exons: 3
Coding region: 1-567 (188 amino acids)
Source: RefSeq, a predicted model, not a curated record
AUGGUAAUACGUCCAGCCUCUAGGCUCUUACGCGUAUCAAUCGCAUCACAGUACCAGCUCUCUGUACCGGUGGCCCGUCGAUUUUCUAGCACAAAAGAGAACAAAGCAAAGAACAGGAUAUACGAUUCUGUUCGCCGGCCAGAUGACUUCCAAUCAUACCUCCUUCUUUCCACCUCUGCGAGAAAACCCCUCAUAACCUUCUGGACGGCAUCUUACUGCAAUACCUGCCGAACCAUUGGUCCUUUACUCAACCAACUCAUCGAAUCCGGCGUUGGGGAAGCCGAAGGCGGCGUUUCCUUCUGCGAAAUCGAGUAUGACUCUCAAGACAUAAUGGACAGUGGGUUUGGGAUGAGAUAUAUGAUUACCGCAAUGCCUACGCUAUUGUCUUUUGAUAGAGGGGAAGCAAUGACCCAAACGAAGCUUAUGGAUCCAGCUAAGAUGAGGGAUACCGAGUUUAUGAAGGAGUGGAUAAGGACGGAGGCUAGGAGGCAGGGUGGUGGCAGUGGAGGGUCUGGUUUUGGUGGUGGUGGAGGUCUGUUUGGAGGGCUGUUUAGGAAUUCGAAAUGA